GAACAGAAAGAUUUAACGAGAGAAAUGGUUAAUGAAUGUUUACCAAGAAAUAUUGAAGAAAUUCAUUUUGUUAGUUGUAUUAUUUACAAAGAAAUUUCUGGGACCAAUCUCUCUUUUCCUGAAUAUCUAAUCAUUGAUGGUCAGCAAAGGAUAACCACUUUUUUUAUUUUCUCCUUUGUUAUUCUUGAACUUUUAGAGGAAAAUAGUUCUAAGAUGAGGGGAGAAAAAGAAAAUUCUGUUCAAGCACUUAUUAGACACAAAAAUCCGGAAAAUAGUGAAGAGAGGAUUUUCCAGGCUUACCAAUACUUUAGGAAAGAAAUGAGAGACAAAAAGGUUCAAAAGCAUCUAGAAGAUUAUUUUAGGAAUCUUAAGGAUAGAGUUAAGUUUGUAUCAAUAAAAUUAGGCGAAAAGGAAGAUGCUUUAGAAAUUUUCAAAUCAAUUAAUACCUCUGGCGUUGUUUUAGCCCAAACUGACUUAAUAAAAGCAGAAUUCUUUAUCAUCUAUGAGGAUAGAAAUUUAGGGACUGACGAACUCGCUGAGGAAUGA
Racocetra persica is the source of this 546-nucleotide messenger RNA. NCBI's taxonomy places the organism in Eukaryota, Fungi, Glomeromycota, Glomeromycetes, Diversisporales, Gigasporaceae. The record is from the annotation of a GenBank genome assembly.